UCGCGAGAGGUGCAGGCUGCCGGACCCAACAUGGCGGAAGAGGAGGUGGCCAAGUUAGAGAAGCACUUAAUGCUUCUCCGCCAGGAGUAUGUAAAGCUGCAGAAGAAGCUAGCUGAUACAGAGAGGAGAUGUACUCUGUUGGCUGCCCAGUCUAACAAAGAGAAUGCCAGUGACUCUUUCAUCAGUCGACUUCUCACCAUUGUAGCUGAGCUUUAUGAGCAGGAGCAAUAUAGUGAUCUGAAGAUAAAGGUUGGGGACAAGCACAUCAGAGCUCACAAAUUUGUGUUGGCAGCCCGCAGUGAGACUUGGAGUCUAGCCAACCUAGUGUCAACUGAGGAACUGGAUCUGUCAGAUGCUGACCCUGAGGUGACCAUGGCAAUGCUGCGUUGGAUCUACACAGAUGAGCUAGAACUGAGAGAAGAUGAUGUAUUCUUGACAGAACUGAUGAAAUUAGCUAAUCGGUUUCAACUACAACUCCUCAGGGAAAGGUGUGAAAAAGGAGUCAUGUCACUAGUAAACGUCAGGAACUGCAUUCGUUUCUAUCAGACUGCGGAGGAGCUAAAUGCUAGCACUUUAUUGAACUACUGUGCUGAAAUAAUAGCUAGUCAUUGGGAUGACUUGCGGAAAGAAGACUUCAGCAGUAUGAGUGCUCAGCUUUUGUAUAAAAUGUUCAAAUCCAAGACUGAAUAUCCUUUGCAUAAAGCUAUUAAAGUGGAGAGAGAAGAUGUUGUUUUCCUGUAUCUUAUUGAAAUGGAUUCACAGCUGCCUGGGAAGCUCAAUGAACUGGAUCACAAUGGAGACCUUGCUUUAGAUUUAGCCCUCUCUCGAAGAUUGGAAAGUAUUGCAACAACAUUGGUCAAUUACAAAGCUGAUGUGGAUAUGGUGGACAACAAAGGCUGGAGUCUGUUACACAAAGCCAUCCAAAGAGGAGAUAAGUUUUCUGCCAAUUUUCUCAUUAAAAAUGGUGCCCGUGUGAAUGCUGCUACACUGGGAGACCAGGAGACUCCUCUACACCUUGUUGCAUCGUACAGCCCCAAGAAGCACUUGCCAGAUGUGAUGUCAGAGAUGGCACAGAUUGCAGAGUCCCUCUUACAGGCUGGAGCCAAUCCAAACAUGCAAGACUGCAAAGGAAGGACCCCAUUACAUGCAUCAAUUGUUGUUAGGAAUGAUCCUGUAUUCAGUCAGCUUCUCCAGCGCAAACAAUUAGACUUAGAAUUGAAGGAUCAUGAGGGAAGCACAGCUCUGUGGCUUGCAGUUCAGUAUAUCAAAGUGUCGUCUGACCUGUCCAUAAACCCUUUCGACGAUGUCCCUGUUGUAAAUGGAACCUCCUUUGAUGACAAUAGCUUUGCAGCAAGACUAAUCCAGCGAGGCAGCAAUACAGAUGCACCUGACACAGUAACAGGAAAUUGCUUAUUGCAGAGAGCAGCUGGAGCAGGAAAUGAGGCAGCUGCUCUCUUCCUGGCAACCCAUGGGGCAAAAGUGAACCAUAGAAACAAAUGGGGAGAAACUCCAUUGCAUACAUCUUGUCGGCAUGGCCUAUCAAACCUUACGGCAGAGCUUCUGCAACAAGGAGCCAAUCCUAAUAUCCAGACUGAAGAAGCAGUGCCUAGUCAGAAGGAUGCAUCCUCACCACCUGCAUCAGAGAAUGUGUAUCUGCAAACUCCCCUUCAUAUGGCUAUAGCAUAUAACCACCCUGAUGUGGUAUCAGUCAUACUGGAGCAAAAAGCUAAUGCCCUUCAUGCUACCAGCAACUUGCAAAUCAUUCCUGACUUCAGUCUCAAGGACUCCAGAGACCAGACCGUAUUGGGACUAGCAUUAUGGACCAGCAUGCACACCAUAGCAGCUCAGCUACUUGGGUCUGGUGCAUCCAUCAAUGACACCAUGUCAGAUGGACAGACUCUGUUACAUAUGGCAAUACAGAGACAGGAUAGCAAGAGUGCUCUCUUCUUGCUGGAACAUCAAGCAGAUAUAAAUGUCAGAACGCAGGAUGGAGAGACUGCCCUUCAGCUAGCUAUAAAAAACCAGCUUCCGCUGGUGGUUGACGCUAUUUGUACCAGAGGGGCAGACAUGUCCGUGCCAGAUGAGAAAGGGAAUCCUCCACUAUGGCUUGCCCUGGAAAAUAAUUUGGAAGAUAUUGCAUCGACUCUGGUAAGACAUGGCUGUGAUGCAACUUGCUGGGGUCCAGGACCAGGUGGAUGCUUACAGACACUUCUGCACAGAUCUAUUGAUGAAAACAGUGAACAAAUAGCAUGCUUCCUUAUUCGCAGUGGUUGUGAUGUAAAUAGUCCUAGACAGCCAGGUGCUAAUGGAGAAGGAGAAGAGGAAGCUCGUGAUGGACAGACACCUCUGCAUUUGGCAGCUUGCUGGGGGCUGGAAGAGGUGGUACAGUGCCUUCUAGAAUUUGGUGCCAAUGUAAAUGCACAGGAUGCAGAGGGAAGAACUCCAAUCCAUGUUGCCAUUAGCAACCAGCAUAAUGUCAUCAUUCAGCUGAUGAUUUCACAUCCAGAAAUCAGAUUGAAUAUGCGUGACCGGCAGGGCAUGACUCCAUUUGCAUGUGCUAUGACCUACAAGAAUAACAAAGCAGCAGAGGCAAUCCUGAAGCGGGAGGCAGGAGCUGCUGAGCAGGUGGAUAACAAAGGUCGGAACUUCCUCCACAUAGCUGUUCAGAACUCUGAUAUCGAGAGUGUGCUCUUCCUGAUCAGUGUCCAAGCUAAUGUGAAUUCUAGAGUCCAGGAUUCUUCUAAGCUAACACCUUUACAUCUAGCUGUACAAGCGGGCUCAGAAAUUAUCGUGCGCAAUCUGCUUCUUGCAGGUGCGAAGGUGAACGAGCUGACUAAGCACCGCCAGACUGCUCUCCACCUAGCUGCUCAGCAGGACCUGCCCACAAUUUGCUCCGUCCUCCUAGAGAAUGGAGUAGACUUUGCGGCUGUGGAUGAAAAUGGAAAUAAUGCUCUUCAUCUGGCCGUGAUGCAUGGUCGUCUAAAUAAUAUCCGUAUCCUCCUGACAGAAUGUAAUGUGGAUGCUGAAGCCUUUAAUCUUCGAGGUCAGUCACCAAUGCACAUUCUGGGACAUUAUGGGAAAGAUAAUGCAGCCGCCAUCUGUGAGCUCUUCUUAGAAUGUAUGCCAGAAUAUCCUCUAGACAAACCUGAUGCUGAAGGAAACACAGUGCUUCUCUUGGCCUAUAUGAAGGGAAAUGCUAACUUGUGCCGUGCUAUAGUGAGAGCUGGGGCUCGUCUUGGGGUUAACAAUAACCAAGGAGUCAAUAUCUUCAACUACCAAGUUGCUACAAAACAGCUUCUCUUUAGACUCUUGGAUAUGCUGUCAAAAGAACCUCCCUGGUGUGAUGGCUCCAACUGCUAUGAAUGCACUGCCAAGUUUGGAGUCACAACAAGGAAGCAUCAUUGCCGCCACUGUGGACGUCUGCUCUGCCAUAGAUGCUCAACAAAGGAGAUUCCCAUCAUAAAAUUUGACUUAAACAAGCCUGUUCGCGUUUGCAACAUCUGCUUUGACGUCUUGACUCUGGGAGGAGUCUCCUAG
Messenger RNA from Emys orbicularis (European pond turtle), 3537 nucleotides. It is a transcript of the gene ANKFY1, whose product is annotated as ankyrin repeat and FYVE domain containing 1. The transcript is spliced from 25 exons. The coding region runs from base 31 to 3537 and encodes 1168 amino acids. The record is from RefSeq and is a predicted model, not a curated record. NCBI's taxonomy places the organism in Eukaryota, Metazoa, Chordata, Testudines, Emydidae. Gene Ontology annotation, molecular function: metal ion binding; protein binding.